This is a messenger RNA of Limulus polyphemus (Atlantic horseshoe crab), 1202 nucleotides long. Its product is annotated as polypeptide N-acetylgalactosaminyltransferase 35A-like. Gene Ontology annotation, cellular component: Golgi apparatus. Gene Ontology annotation, molecular function: Notch binding. Bases 121 to 549 code for a protein of 142 amino acids. The record is from RefSeq and is a predicted model, not a curated record. The transcript has 3 exons. Gene Ontology annotation, biological process: regulation of Notch signaling pathway. Lineage: Eukaryota; Metazoa; Arthropoda; Merostomata; Xiphosura; Limulidae.
AGGUUAGAAAUCAUACCUUGCUCUCGAGUGGGUCACGUGUUUCGGCGAAGAAGACCAUACGGUGCUCCAAAUGGCGAAGACACGUUGACCAAGAAUUCUCUACGUGUUGCCCAUGUAUGGAUGGAUGAUUACAAAGAGUAUUAUUUACAGACUAGGACCGAUGCAAGAAGUAAAGAAUAUGGUGAUGUAAGUGAGAGAAAAAAACUCAGAGAAAAACUUGAGUGUAAGUCGUUUGAUUGGUACAUGAAAAACGUGUACCCCGAGUUGGGCCGUCCACCAUCGAAGGAAGAACGAAAAAGAAUGAAACAAGUAGAACUAACAAAACUGAAAAAACAAAAGAUAUUGUGGAAAAGAACAAAACCUGCAACUGUUUCUGAGUAUCAGAUCCAACUGACAGGAACAGAUCUAUGUAUUGAGUCUGAAGAUGAUGUAACCACGAAGGGAACACUAUUAAUUUUACAGAAAUGUACUCACAUCAAAAGACAGGUAUGUAUAGCCAAACUAUUGGCUACUGAACACAAGCCCAGUCUUAACAGAAUAUACAGUUGAUGUAACUACAUCAAGAACUUUCACUGGAUACCAGCACACUCCACUACCAGAAUGACUGUUAGUUGGUUUACUAAUGUGUUAGUCACAUGUCAGUUCAGGUUAUACAAUAUACUGUCGGUCUGUUUAUUAAUGUGUUAGUCACAUGUAAGUUCAGGUUAUACAUUAUACUGUCAGUUUGUUUAUUAAUGUGUUAGUCACGUUUAAGUUCAGGUUAUACAUUAUACUGUCAGUUUGUUUAUUAAUGUGUUAGUCACAUGUAAGUUCAGGUUAUACAAUAUACUGUCGGUCUGUUUAUUAAUGUGUUAGUCACAUGUCAGUUCAGGUUAUACAUUAUACUGUCAGUUUGUUUAUUAAUGUGUUAGUCACAUGUCAGUUCAGGUUAUACAAUAUACUGUCGGUCUGUUUAUUAAUGUGUUAGUCACAUGUAAGUUCAGGUUAUACAAUAUACUGUCAGUUUGUUUAUUAAUUUGUUAGUCACAUGUCAGUUCAGGUUAUACAUUAUACUGUCAGUUUGUUUAUUAAUGUGUUAGCCACGUGUAAGUUCAGGUUAUACAUUAUACUGUCAGUUUGUUUACUAAAGUGUUAGCCACAUGUAAGUUCAGGUUAUACAUUAUACUGUCAGUUUGUUUAUUAAUUUGUUGGUCACAUGUAAG